Molecule: messenger RNA, 3261 nt
Organism: Anguilla rostrata (American eel)
Lineage: Eukaryota; Metazoa; Chordata; Actinopteri; Anguilliformes; Anguillidae
Product: Fc receptor-like protein 5
Exons: 12
Coding region: 226-3261 (1011 amino acids)
Biological process (GO): cell surface receptor signaling pathway
Cellular component (GO): plasma membrane
Molecular function (GO): transmembrane signaling receptor activity
Source: RefSeq, a predicted model, not a curated record
AAUGAGUUCACAAUCCCAGCUCUAGAUCAGUCACACAGUGGAAGAUACUCCUGCCAAGGGAGAAAACCAGGAAGAGAUGUUUACACUGAAACGAGCAAAGAUGUGACUCUGACUGUAGGUGCACUCCCACCCGUGGUUCUGACUCUACAGACUGGAUUGAAAAACAUCUUUAACAGAGAGAGAGCGACUCUUCACUGUCACAUUCAGGACCACUCUGCUGUGUGGAUGAAUAAAUGGUACAGAGAUGGACGAGAACUUCCUGUGGGCACAGCUGAGGACACCUAUGAGAUCCUGUCUGCUGUUCAGUCAGACUCAGGAACAUACACAUGUAAAGGACAACAUAAAGAAAGAGUACUGUAUACUGACAGCAGCAAUAUGGUUGCACUCAAAGUUAAUGGGGAGGCCCCCAAACCCCUGCUGACUCUGGACCGCCCCAGUGGAGAGAUCUUCACAGGAGAUACAGUGACCCUGAGCUGCAGGGCUGGCACAGAUCCUGCUGGCUGGGAGUAUCUCUGGUUCCAAAAUACACAGGGAGCAGCACUGACCAGCACUGACUCCAGCAGCACUGACGGGUCCCGUUACACCAUCCACUCUGCUGCAGUUUCACAUGGUGGAGAGUACUGGUGCAGAGCAGGGAGAGGGAGCCCCACUGUCUACACACCGUACAGUGACUCUCUCCAGCUCAGCAUAACUGCUCCACCACCUGCUGUGCUAACCCUGAACCCUGCAUGGAGGAAGUUCUACCCCACUGAGAAAGUGACUCUCAAAUGUGAGAUUCAGACCCAUCAGACUGAGUGGAGUUAUCUGUGGUACAGAGAUGGAGCCUCUAUGAACAGUGUGCUCUCCAGAGGAAAUGAGUACACAAUCCCAGCUCUAGAUCAGUCACACAGAGGAAGAUACUCCUGCAGAGGGAAAAUACCAAGAAGAGAUGUUUACACUGAAAAGAGCAAAGAUGUGACCCUGACUGUAGAUGAGGAGGCUCCCAAACCCCUGCUGGCUCUGGACCCCCCCAGUGGAGAGAUCUUCACAGGAGAUACAGUGACCCUGAGCUGUAGGGCUGGCACUGAUCCUUCUGACUGGGAGUAUCUGUGGUACAAAGAAACACAGGAAGCAGAACUGACCAGCACUGACGGGUCUCGUUACACCAUCCGCUCUGCUGCAGUUUCACAUGGUGGAGAGUACUGGUGCCUAGCAGGGAGAGGGACCCCCACUGUCUACACACCGUCCAGUGACUCUCUCCAGCUCAGCAUAACUGCUCCACCACCUGCUGUGCUAACCCUGAACUCUGCAUGGAGGAAGUUCUACCCCACUGAGAAAGUGACUCUCAAAUGUGAGAUUCAGACCCAUCAGACUGAGUGGAGUUAUCUGUGGUACAGAGAUGGAGCCUCUAUGAACAGUGUGCUCUACAGAGGAAAUGAGUACACAAUCCCAGCUCUUAAUCAGUCACACAGAGGAAGAUACUCCUGCAGAGGGAAAAUACCAGGAAGAGCUGUUUACACUGAAAUGAGCAAAGAUGUGACUCUGACUGUAGAUGCACUCCCGUCCGUGGUUCUGACUCUACAGACUGGAUGGAAAAACAUCUUUAACAGAGAGAGAGCGACUCUUCACUGUCACAUUCAGGACAGCUCUCCUGUGUGGAUGCAUAAAUGGUACAGAGAUGGACGAGAACUUCCUGUGGGCACAGCUGAGGACAUCUAUGAGAUCCUGUCUGCUGUUCAGUCAGACUCAGGAACAUACACAUGUAAAGGACAACAUAAGGAAAGAGUACUGUAUACUGGCAGCAGCAAUAUGGUUGCACUCAAAGUUAAUGGGGAGGCCCCCAAACCCCUGCUGACUCUGGACCGCCCCAGUGGAGAGAUCUUCACAGGAGAUACAGUGACCCUGAGCUGUAGGGCUGGCACAGAUCCUGCUGGCUGGGAGUAUCUCUGGUUCAAAAAAACACGGGGAGCAGCACUGACGAGCACUGACUCCAGCAGCACUGACGGGUCCCGUUACACCAUCCGCUCUGCUGCAGUUUCACAUGGUGGAGAGUACUGGUGCCGAGCAGGGAGAGGGAGCCUCGCUUUCUACACACCGUACAGUGACUCUCUCCAGCUCAGCAUAACUGCUCCACCGCCUGCUGUGCUAACCCUGAACCCUGCAUGGAGGAAGUUCUACCCCACUGAGAAAGUGACUCUCAAAUGUGAGAUUCAGUCCAUUCAGACUGAGUGGAGUUAUCUGUGGAUCAGAGAUGAAGCCCCUAUCAACAGUGCGUUCUCCAGAGAAGAUGAGUACACAAUCCCGGCUCUAGAUCAGUCACACAGAGGAAGAUACUCCUGCAGAGGAGGAAUACCAGGAAGCGCUGUUUACACUGAAAUAAGCAAAGAUGUGACCCUGACUGUAGAUGGGGAGGCCCCCAAACCCCUGCUGACUCUGGACCCCCCCAGUGGAGAGAUCUUCACAGGAGAUACAGUGACCCUGAGCUGCAGGGUUGGCACUGAUCCUGCUGGCUGGGAGUAUCUGUGGUACAAAGAAACACAGGGAGCAGCAUUGACCAGCACUGACUCCAGCGGCACUGACGGGUCCAGUUACACCAUCCACUCUGCUGCAGUUUCACAUGGUGGAGAGUACUGGUGCCGAGCAGGGAGAGGGAAACCCGCUUUCUACACACCAUACAGUGACUCUCUCCAGCUCAGCAUAACUGCUCCACCGCCUGCUGUGCUAACCCUGAACCCUGCAUGGAGGAAGUUCUACCCCACUGAGAAAGUGACUCUCAAAUGUGAGACUCAGUCCAUUCAGACUGAGUGGAGUUAUCUGUGGUACAGAGAUGGAGCCUCUAUGAACAGUACGCUCUCCGGCAGUGGAAAUGAGCACACAAUCCCAGCUCUAGAUCAGUCACACAGAGGAAGAUACUCCUGCAGAGGAGGAAUACCAGGAAGAGAUGUUUACACUGAAAUGAGCAAAGAUGUGACCCUGACUGUAGAUGGGGAGGCCCCCAAACCCCUGCUGACUCUGGACCCCCCCAGUCGAGAGAUCUUCACAGGAGAUAUGGUGACCCUGAGCUGCAGGGUUGGCACUGAUCCUGCUGGCUGGGAGUAUCUGUGGUACAAAGAAACACAGGGAGCAGCAUUGACCAGCACUGACUCCAGCAGCACUGACGGGUCCAGUUACACCAUCCACUCUGCUGCAGUUUCACAUGGUGGAGAGUACUGGUGCCUAGGCAGGGAGAGGGAAACCCGCUUUUCUACACACCAUACAGUGACUCUCUCCAGCUCAGCAUAA